This is a messenger RNA of Seriola dumerili (greater amberjack), 1098 nucleotides long. RefSeq names its product enhancer of rudimentary homolog (gene erh). The record is from RefSeq and is a predicted model, not a curated record. The transcript is spliced from 4 exons. NCBI's taxonomy places the organism in Eukaryota, Metazoa, Chordata, Actinopteri, Carangiformes, Carangidae. The coding region runs from base 130 to 444 and encodes 104 amino acids.
UUAAUUUCCCCUGAAUAUUUUUGCUCAAACAGCUACAUCGCACGGGGGGGUUGAGAAGCAAUAAAUAACGCUUUUAUUUGCAGUUUUGCAUCCCCAAUAAGUAUAACAGUGUCUACAGUCAGCACAAACAUGUCGCACACAAUUUUGCUUGUCCAACCGACCAAGAGACCUGAGGGCCGCACGUAUGCUGACUAUGAGUCAGUGAAUGAAUGUAUGGAAGGUGUUUGCAAAAUGUAUGAAGAGCAUCUGAAGAGGAUGAAUCCAAACAGUCCCUCCAUCACUUAUGACAUUAGUCAGUUGUUUGACUUUAUUGAUGACUUGGCUGAUCUUAGCUGUCUUGUGUACAGAGCUGACACCCAGACAUACCAACCAUACAACAAAGACUGGAUCAAAGAGAAGAUAUAUGUCCUGCUGCGGCGUCAGGCUCAGCAGGCAACAAAGUAAAGGCAUCCAUGACAGGUUGUCCUGCUACACACACCUGGAAAGAGUUUACACUGCACUACAUUUCCACAGCAUCGUAUAGAUCUGUGUAUAUGGACAACAUUGUCAGUUUGAGGGGUGGGUUUUCACAUUAUACUAUACAUUGGGAAAGGAGAGGGUUUGUAAAAUGGGGUAAAGUCAGACAUUAUGUGCUUCAUAUUGAAAUGGAGUCAUGCCCUGCAGCAUGCAUAUGUUUGUUACAUCACAAGGAGAGAGGGAUUCAUGGCUGCAAGGACUAACUUAUUGAUGGAGAGGGAUCCAUGCUUGGAAAAGUUCCCUACAGGCCAGAUGCAAACAGUUUUUGUUUGUCAAAUUUUUAGUAGUGUGCUUUCCCUAAAAGUUAUAUGACAUGUUUUUUUUAUACCUUUACUGGGCAGUUGGAUUCAAACAUGUUGUGGAUUUUGAAUGCAGGUGAUUUAUUUUUGACUGAAUAAAUAUCUGCAUACUGACUUUCCUAUUAAUUUAACUGAUUCUGGUAGAUUUUCAUAUUUCAUCUGUUAUUAUUAUUAUCGUUACUAUAGCCUAUCAUGAUGUAAAAUGCUGUUAUCGUUUUGCAUAGCAUCUGAUUUCUUCUAUCCCUGUUGUUUUCUUUGAUUUAAACAAAAUAAACUGUUUUCU